Messenger RNA from Zingiber officinale, 675 nucleotides. RefSeq lists its product as uncharacterized. NCBI's taxonomy places the organism in Eukaryota, Viridiplantae, Streptophyta, Magnoliopsida, Zingiberales, Zingiberaceae. The record is from RefSeq and is a predicted model, not a curated record. The transcript is spliced from 2 exons. The coding region runs from base 1 to 675 and encodes 224 amino acids.
AUGAUCAAAAGACAGAUGCUUUUGGGGGACGUGUUGCAAGCUACUACAAUGAGAAUUGCUCUCCAGGAUCAAACACUAGAAGUGCAAAUGUUAUACGGCUACAUUGGCACAAUACAAUAUAAAAAAAGUGACGAAGAUAUAUUGAGGUUUGCAUACGAAAAAUAUCUAUCCGAAAACAAUGGCGUUGCAUUCAAUCUCGAACAUGUGUGGAGAAUUGUCAAAGACCGUCCAAUGUUUACUCCACAGUCCGUUGAUCACUUUGUGGCUACAAAGAAGAUGAGGACCUCAGAGUCAGGAGCAAGCAACAUCUCCUCCAACCAAGAUGUGAGUAUAAGCCUGGAUGAUGAAGAUACUCGUCCAAUGGGACAGAAAGCAGCAAAAAGAAAGGAAAAAGACAAAGUAAAAUCGACCAUGGAGGAUCUGACACUAAACUACAACAAUAUUUUCGCAAAGUUCACUGAGUACACAAGCGUGAAGAAGUCCGAAGUCGAUCUGAAACACAAACAACUUGAAAUAGAGGAGAUUAAGACAAAAGUUGCCUUGUCCAAAUCUGAAGCUAAGAAUCAUCGCUUGAAGUUGAAGGAGUACGAAAUAUUGAACAAAGACACAUCACAUAUGACAAAGGAGCAGCUUAUCAUAUAUGAAUGUCUAUGCCAGGAUAUUAGGUCGAGAUAG